Chelonus insularis is the source of this 1353-nucleotide messenger RNA. It is a transcript of the gene Sou, whose product is annotated as required for meiotic nuclear division 5 protein souji. The transcript is spliced from 6 exons. The record is from RefSeq and is a predicted model, not a curated record. Gene Ontology annotation, molecular function: ubiquitin protein ligase activity; protein binding. Gene Ontology annotation, biological process: proteasome-mediated ubiquitin-dependent protein catabolic process. NCBI's taxonomy places the organism in Eukaryota, Metazoa, Arthropoda, Insecta, Hymenoptera, Braconidae. Gene Ontology annotation, cellular component: GID complex; cytoplasm; nucleus. Bases 25 to 1221 code for a protein of 398 amino acids.
CCUAGAAUAAAUGACAAAACAAUAAUGGAGGCUUGCAAUACUGUCGAACGUGAACUUGAUAAAGUUUUAUUGAAAUUUACGGAUAUAAAUCAUCAAGCUGGUGCUGUGCUUCGAGAUCUCAUCAAUGAUAUUGAAACGAUCAAACGAGAAUUGGAGGAAGCUCCUCCAGACCAAGAGUUAACGCCAAGUCAAGUACAAAUGUUGAAACAAUCUAUGAGCAAAGUCCGUGAUACAGUUCAGCGUUUAGCUACAGAUCACCGUGAAUCUCAUAGUACAGUAUCCAAAGUUGGCAAAGCAAUCGAUAGAAAUUUUAUCGCUGAUUUCGCAAGUACCAGUAGAGAAGAUGUCUUUAGUGGCCCUGAAAAGACUCAACUCCUCAAUCAAGUUAUUUGUCAACAUUUUUAUAGACAAGGAAUGUUAGACAUCGCUGAGGAACUUGCAAAGGAAACCGGAAUUAAGACUGACGAUUCAAAGAAAGAACCUUUCACUGAAUUAAAUUAUAUUCUAGAUUGCCUAAAACAGAGAAAUUUAGAACCAGCACUUGAAUGGGCCAAAAAUCAUCGUGAUGCAUUAUUAGCACAAAAUUCAUCCCUAGAAUUUAAAUUACAUAGAUUACAAUUUAUAAGACUAGUGCAGCAAGGUCCAAGUAGUCAAGCAGAAGCUGUUAUGUAUGCAAGAAAACAUUUAACACAAUUUGUAUCUCGUCAUGAAAAAGAAGUACAGUCAUUAAUGGGUACUUUGCUUUAUUUACCAAAUGGAAUCCAAUCUUCUCCUUAUAGUCAUUUGUUAGAUCCAAAUUUAUGGUUGGAUAUUCACGAUGUCUUUACCAAAGAGGCUUGUACGCUCUUAGGUUUAAGUGUUGACAGUCCAUUAUCUGUUUGUGUUAAUGCAGGAUGUACAGCUUUACCAGCUUUAUUGAAUAUCAAACAAGUAAUGCAACAAAGACAAGUUACAAACAUUUGGAACGGAAAAGAUGAACUUCCCAUUGAAAUUGAUCUUGGAAAACAAAGCAGAUAUCACUCAGUAUUUGCCUGUCCAAUAUUGAGACAACAAAGUACAGAAAAUAAUCCACCAAUGAAGCUUGUUUGCGGCCACGUGAUUUCCCGAGAUGCGCUUAAUAAACUUACCAGCUCCAACAAGAACCAUUUUGUUUCCAGACUCAAGUGCCCCUACUGCCCUGUUGAACAGAAUCCAGAGGAUGCCAGGCUCAUUUAUUUCUAAGAGACUGUGAUACAACUUUUUUUCACUUCACUAAACACAUAAAAAAAUUUAAAUUUUCAGUACAUCAGGGAAUUAUUUCAAUUUUUACGCAAGUCGAUUUAUAGAUGAAAUUAAUAUUAUUAUAACUGUAAU